AAGACAUGCAAUACAUACUCUUUCACCCGGAGGUUUGGGAGCAGCUGGUGGACAGAAGCGGUUUGGACAGGGAUGAGGCCAACAUACUGUACUACAUCAUGAUGGAAGAGCUGACACAGCACAAGGAAGCGUCCAUGCCAGGAGACCUAUCGGAGGAGGAAAAGCUCUUUCUCCUCUGUUUCCCCUUGCAGAAGCAUAAGCUGGAAAAGAGUAUCAAAGAACUGCACGCUAUUGCCGACGAAGUGGAUGCAACUCGUAAGAUGCUUGCCAAGACCAGCCUGGUGGCCAGCUCCUCAGGCACAGUCUCCGGCGUCCUAAGCAUCUUGGGUUUGGCCCUGGUGCCUGUGACAGUAGGGGGGAGUCUGAUGCUCUCAGUGGCAGGGCUGGGCCUGGGGGCAGCCGCUGCUGUCACCAACGUGUUGACAAGUGUCUUAGAAAAUAGAAGCAAUAUGGAAGCCAGAGAAAGAGCCAGCAGCCUGGUGCCUCUGCAAACAACGAUUGAGAACAAAGCUUUGGAAGACACAAGGUUGUAUGACAGUGUUGUGUGUGUUGACAGGUGUGUCAGACUCUUCAAGAAGGUCAAGGAACUUCGUGCCUACCAGGUGGCCAAAGCCAACUCCAGCUUCAUGACGAAGGUCUAUACGGCCAUAAGCCAUCUCCCCUUCUGGAGGGCGGGAAGGAUGCAGAGAGCAGCCGAGGCCUCAGUCCUGUCCCUGAGCAAAGGUGUUCGGGUGCUGGGUGCUGUGGGGACUGGCUUGUUCCUUUUGCAAGACGUGCAAGACCUCCUACAGAGCUGGAAGCACCUGGAGGAAGGGGCGAGGGCAGAGACGGCCGAGGAACUGCUGAGCCUCGCCAAGGAGCUGGAGCAGAGGCUGAGGCAGCUCACGCGGCGCUACAGGCGGACCCUCCAGGGGCGGGGCUGUCGGAGGGGCACGUUCCGGAAGCAGGAGGGAAGAACACCACCGGCUCAGCCCCACCUGUGGCUGUUGGAGGGUGGUGGCGAUGGCAAGUUCGUAAAACCCGAGAGCCUUAAAAACGACGAGUUGCAACGGCUGACCCGGGUUCGAGGGGGCUGA
Hyaena hyaena (striped hyena) is the source of this 1076-nucleotide messenger RNA. RefSeq names its product apolipoprotein L5 (gene APOL5). Gene Ontology annotation, molecular function: lipid binding. Gene Ontology annotation, cellular component: extracellular region; membrane. Bases 6 to 1076 code for a protein of 356 amino acids. The record is from RefSeq and is a predicted model, not a curated record. The transcript is spliced from 3 exons. NCBI's taxonomy places the organism in Eukaryota, Metazoa, Chordata, Mammalia, Carnivora, Hyaenidae. Gene Ontology annotation, biological process: lipid transport; lipoprotein metabolic process.